Messenger RNA from Magnolia sinica, 2442 nucleotides. RefSeq names its product serine/threonine-protein kinase D6PK-like. Gene Ontology annotation, cellular component: plasma membrane; nucleus; cytoplasm. Bases 263 to 2173 code for a protein of 636 amino acids. Lineage: Eukaryota; Viridiplantae; Streptophyta; Magnoliopsida; Magnoliales; Magnoliaceae. Gene Ontology annotation, biological process: protein phosphorylation. The record is from RefSeq and is a predicted model, not a curated record. Gene Ontology annotation, molecular function: protein serine/threonine kinase activity; ATP binding. The transcript is spliced from 3 exons.
AACAAUCCACAGACACACACCCAACACUCUCUCUAACACACUUUCACCUCUCUCUCUCUCUCUCUCUCUCUCUCUCUCAGGUAUAACUGCUAAAGCAGAGCCGUUUAAAGUUCUGAUCUUUGAAGGCAGAACCAAUGAUGGAGAAAAAGAUGCCGCCACCUUUGGAAGUAGAAUUAUGGUUAAUGAAUUUGAAACUGUGGGCUCAGUAGUUGGUUUUUUUGGGCCUUGAUCUGAUAUAUUAAAGAACUCUGUGUUUGAAUUAAUGGCUUCAAAGACCAGUUCUAGACCUUGCUCAGAGCAGCAUCAGAAACCGGUCAGUAAUCAGUCAGUAGAGGCAAAUUCUCGCAAGCCUUCACCUGUGCAGGUCUCGAAGCCAAUACCUUUGCAGGUCUUGAAACCAACCAAAUCGGAGCCGGUUACACCGAAAAAAUUACCAAGACCUGCAAAUCAAGUCUCCUCAAAGCAGAUAAUUGCAGAUGUUUUGGAGGAAAAAACGCUGUCUACAUAUCAAAAGGGGCCCACUGAUCCUUUGCCUGAUAAGGGUACAUCGAAAUCCACCCAUUUGGAUGCUAGUAAAUUGAAUCGCAACUUGGAAGUUCCAAAACAACUUACCAAACAAGUAGACAGUGUAGAAAAGAAUCAGAUAAAUGUGAUUACGGGCACUUUGGAAGGAAUUGGAAUUGGAGAUGAAGAAAAGAAAAUGUCCGAACGCAGCAGUGUGAAGGACAGCUCGGUUUCUGCAAAAGUCAGCGAUGGGACCAGCAGCCUCACUAAGACAAGUGGCAGUGCAAAAAUCAGUGACCGUGCUGAUUUCAUUGAGAGCGGAAAGAGCAGCAUGUGCAGAGGCAGUACGAGCAGCGAUGUGAGCGAUGAUAGCACUUGUAGCAGCAUAAGUAGCACUGUCAACAAGCCCCACAAAGCAAAUGAUUCGAGAUGGGAGGCCAUCCGAGUGGUCCGGUCGAGAGAUGGAGUUUUGGGUCUCAGCCAUUUCAGGCUGCUUAAGAGGUUGGGGUGUGGCGACAUUGGUAGUGUCUAUCUAUCGGAGCUGAGUGGAACCAAGUCCUAUUUCGCAAUGAAGGUUAUGGACAAGGGGUCGCUGGCCAGUCGUAAGAAGCUGCUCAGAGCCCAGACAGAAAGAGAAAUUUUGCAGUGUUUGGACCAUCCAUUUCUUCCAACAUUGUAUACCCACUUUGAGACCGACAAGUUCUCAUGUUUGGUGAUGGAGUUCUGUCCAGGAGGGGAUUUGCACACCCUUCGCCAGCGGCAACCGGGGAAACAUUUUACUGAACAAGCAGUGAAGUUCUAUGUAGCAGAGGUCCUCCUUGCUCUGGAGUACCUACACAUGCUCGGAAUUGUGUACCGUGACCUGAAGCCCGAAAAUGUCCUUGUCCGAGAAGAUGGCCACAUUAUGCUGUCCGACUUUGAUCUCUCUCUCCGCUGUACCGUCAGUCCAACACUUGUCAAAUCUUCGUCCAUCGAUUCCGACCCCUUGAGAAAGAACCCCGUCUACUGUGUCCAGCCUGCUUGCAUCGAACCUUCCUGUAUUCAGCCAUCGUGUGUGGCAGCCCCCACUUGCUUUGGUCCCCGCUUCUUCUCUAGCAAGUCCAAGAAGGACCGGAAACCGAAAAAUGAAAUAGGAAACCAAGUAAGCCCAUUGCCUGAGCUCAUGGCUGAGCCAACUGGGGCCCGGUCCAUGUCAUUCGUUGGGACCCACGAGUACCUAGCGCCUGAAAUCAUCAAAGGCGAAGGCCAUGGGAGUGCUGUAGAUUGGUGGACAUUUGGGAUCUUUCUCUAUGAACUCCUGUUUGGCAAGACCCCGUUUAAGGGGUCAGGGAACCGGGCCACGCUGUUCAAUGUUGUGGGCCAGCCUCUCCGAUUCCCAGAGUCGCCAGUCGUCAGCUUCUCAGCGAGGGAUCUGAUAAGAGGGCUGCUUGUGAAGGAGCCACAGCACCGGCUGGCCUAUAAGCGUGGAGCUACGGAGAUAAAGCAACAUCCGUUCUUCGAGGGCAUCAAUUGGGCUUUGAUACGUUGUGCCAGCCCGCCAGAGAUUCCGAAGCCAGUCGAGAUUGAGCGGAUCCCAGUGCCUGCGGCAUCGACGAGCGAGAAGGUGGCCAUCCCUGCUGUGGCCAAUCAUAAGAGUUCUGAUAAUUAUUUGGAAUUUGAUUUCUUUUAAGUGAUUUUUCUUGACUGAUGCAAUUUGUUGUAUUGGGGAAAGAAGAGGUGGGGUGGUGAAGAUGGUGAAGAUGAUCAUGAUGAUGAGGGAUGGUGAUGAUGGAUGGAGAUGGUGGUGGUGGGGGGUUCUUAUUAGAUUUUGUUAAGAUGUUGUCUUCUCUUGUUGUUGUUUUCUAAAUGGAAUUAUCAGUUUCAAAAUUUGUAUUCUGAAUGAAUGCUGAAAUGUUGUAUUCUUAGUCUAUAAUCAUGAACGGAUUUGAUUCUCAUCAA